AUGGAUAAUUUCAACAUGAAUUUCUCUUCGACCCUCUUAACAAAUAAAGAGGAUUUGUCGUCCUCUUGCGCCGUGUCUGCAUGUGAUGUCAUUAACCUCUCCUUCACAUCCAUCAAAUUGUUCAGUGGUCCUAUUUACGUUCUCUGGUCCAUCAGGUAUGGUAACUGGAGUAACCAUAUUCAAAACCAUAACCCAGAAGAUGGGGAGAAAAACCCAACUAAGGGAGGAGCUUCUAGGUCGUGCACGACCGUUUCAGGUCAAUCCGUUUCGACUAGUGGUAGUGUUGGCUCUCCCUCGAGCCGGAGUGAGCAAGCAAUGGCUACACCUGCUAGUGAGAACACUUUUUUAAGAUUGAACCAUCUCGAUAUUCACGGAGAUGAUGCUGGAUCUCAAGGUGCAGUUGGUAGUAAAAAGAAGAAGAGAGGUCAACGUGCGGUUGGAGGUGAUAAGAGUGGCAGAGGACUUCGCCAAUUUAGCAUGAAAGUUUGUGAAAAAGUAGAAAGCAAGGGAAGAACCACAUACAAUGAGGUAGCAGAUGAACUUGUAGCUGAAUUUGCUGAUCCUAGCAAUAGUGUAGCAUCACCAGAUCAGCAACAAUAUGACGAGAAAAACAUCCGGCGAAGGGUUUAUGAUGCCCUGAAUGUACUCAUGGCAAUGGAUAUUAUAUCUAAGGACAAAAAAGAAAUACAGUGGAAGGGACUUCCUCGUACUAGCCUGAACGAUAUUGAAGAAUUAAAGACCGAACGGCUUGGGCGGAGAAAUAGGAUUGAAAAAAAAGCUGCCUAUCUGCAAGAAUUGGAGGAACAGUUUGUAGGUCUUCAAAAUUUGAUACAACGAAAUGAGCAAUUAUACAGCGCAGGAAAUGCUCCCAGUGGGGGUGUGGCUUUACCUUUUAUUCUGGUGCAGACACGUCCUCAUGCAACUGUUGAGGUAGAAAUAUCAGAAGAUAUGCAGCUUGUGCAUUUUGAUUUUAAUAGCACUCCAUUUGAGCUCCAUGAUGACAAUUAUGUUUUGAAGGCGAUGAAAUUCUGUGACAGACCACAGAGUGAUGAAAUGGCACACAAUUUUUCUGCAGAUGGUGAAGGUUCUAGCAUGUCUGCAAUGUACCAACAACAGAUCCCACCUCCCCCAAGGACAAAUACGUCGGGUAGGCCUCCAACGUCACCGCCUCUUCCGGGAAUAUUGAAAGCACGUGUCAAGCAUGAACAUUGAUAGUUGAGUUUCAUGCUCAGCGCCAUGGGUAAUAGUCUCUACUUGUACAUUGUGUAAAGUAAUUUGCCAGAAGUGUGGCCUGUAGGAUCAUCCCCACCCCAUAAUAUUUUACCCAACAUUAAAGCCUGAUUAGUUGAUUUGCUUGAAGGCUUUUCAAGGGGUCUCGGUUCUGGCACGUCCUUAGCUUUUACAUCUUCAUAAAUUUGCCUCCUGUAAUUGUUUUCAUCCUAUUUUCUCAUGUUAUUUUGCCCCCACUGUAGUAGAAAUUAGCUUUUAUUUAUAUUAGACUAGAGAUUGUUCGCUGCAUACAGAAUCAUAGAGUGAACUGGUUGUUAAAAUCGUGGUUCCUGUUAGUUUUUGUGAAA
Molecule: messenger RNA, 1577 nt
Organism: Theobroma umbraticum
Lineage: Eukaryota; Viridiplantae; Streptophyta; Magnoliopsida; Malvales; Malvaceae
Source: RefSeq, a predicted model, not a curated record